ACUACUGAAGCAUAUAUAGUACGUACAAUUGCUAUAUUUUUAAGCUGUGUAUAUAUGCAAUUGUAAAGAUAAUUGCAGAGCCUAAAAAAUGAAGUUUGGGAAGGAAUUCUCGAGCCAAAUGGUGCCGGAGUGGCAAGAGGCAUACAUGAACUAUAAUUUUCUGAAAACCCUUUUGAAAGAUAUUCAAGUCUUCAGGCAAAAGAAAAGGCUAUCGUCAGCCUUACCGGCAGGACUAAAGCGAAGGCCGACGCUCUACAGAGCCUUCAGCGGCCUCAUCCACCGCCAGCACAGCACAAACCGAAACACUCCGUCGUCGGUUAGCCCCGAAGAUGACAUCGAAAGCCAGACCAUUCUCGUUAGCUCGGUGAAUGAGGACGGCUCCGAGAGCUACCGGACGACGUUUUUUAUGAUGGCGGAGGAGGGCGGGGAGUACGAGCUGGUAUACUUUCGGAGGCUGGAUGAGGAGUUCAACAAGGUGGACAAGUUUUACAGGUCCAAAGUGGAGGAGGUGAUGAAGGAAGCCGCAAUGCUGAACAAGCAGAUGGACGCUCUUAUUGCUUUCAGGAUAAAGGUGGAGAAUCCGACAGGGUGGUUCGAUAGAUCGGUGGAGAUGACUCGCCUCGCGUCGGAUAUUGCAACUUCUGCUGCUGCAUUAUCUGCUUCUACCCCUCUCAGCGUUCGGGUUAGCAGAAAAGUUGCUCUUAUGGAUGUGAUUGAAGAAGGAGGAUCAACGAAUCGCGGAGAGCAAUCGGAUGAACCAAGCGAAGAUGAUAAAAAUAGCGAAAAAGUUGAAGAAGAGAAGCCACGGAGCAUAAGGGCAAGUAGACCCGCUCCUUUGGAAGUACUAAACCGUGUGACGAUGAAUAACACUAUUGAGACUCCACGUUCCACCAUUAAGGGCGUUCUCAAUGUUCCUAAGCAGACAGAGCUAAAUUUCAACAGGGAAAAUCUGAGGAAAGUUGAAGCACAACUCAAGCGAGCUUUCGUUGAGUUUUAUCAGAAGCUUCGGCUCCUAAAGAGCUUUAGCUUUUUGAAUACCUUGGCGUUUUCAAAGAUUAUGAAGAAGUAUGAUAAGAUUACCUCAAGAGAUGCAUCUAAAUCUUAUAUGAACAUGGUGGACAACUCCUACCUCAGCAGGUCUGAUGAUGUUACCAAGCUUAUGGAGAGAGUAGAAGCUACAUUCAUCAAGCAUUUCUCGAAUGCAAACCGCAGUAAAGGCAUGACCGUCUUAAGGCCCAAAGCUAAGAGAGAGAGGCAUAGAAUAACAUUUUCCACUGGUUUCUUUGCUGGCUGCACUGCCGCUCUUAUGUUAGCCCUUAUUUUGCUCAUCCGAGCGGGCAACAUCAUGGACAAACCAGAAAGGAAAAAGUACAUGGAAACCAUGUUCCCCCUAUACAGUCUGUUCGGAUUCAUUGUCUUGCACAUUCUUAUGUAUGCAGCAAACAUUUACUUCUGGAGGCGAUAUCGAGUCAAUUAUUCCUUCAUAUUUGGUUUCAAGCAAGGAACGGAGUUAGGCUACAGACAAGUUCUGCUUGUAAGCUUUGUUAUCGCGGCGUUGGCAAUAGGAGCUGUGCUGGCAAACCUUGACAUGGAAUUGGACCCCAACACUAAAGACUACAAAGCACUAACUGAACUCGUUCCGCUUUUUUUGCUUGUGUCUUUGUUUGUCGUUCUGAUAUGCCCUUUCAACAUCGUAUAUCGCUCUAGUCGUUACUUCUUCCUCACGUGCUUGUUUCACUGUCUUGCUGCUCCUCUUUACAAGGUGACACUCCCAGAUUUCUUCUUGGCAGAUCAGUUUACUAGUCAGGUUCAAGCUUUGAGAAGUGUGGAAUUCUACAUCUGCUACUAUGGUUGGGGAGACUACAAACUCAGAGAGACCACUUGCAAAUCCCAAAGCGUCUACAAAACUUUCCUUUUCCUUGUUGCUGCUCUCCCAUAUUUGUGUCGUCUCCUUCAGUGUCUCCGCCGUCUGUUCGAAGAGAAGGACCCAAUGCAAGGAUACAAUGGCCUGAAGUAUUUCUUGACGAUUGUAGCUGUUAGUGUGAGAACAGCAUACAGUCUUGACAAGGGCAUGAGUUGGAAAGUUGUGGCCUGGAUCUUCUCAAUCUCCGCAGCCAUUUUCAGUACAUAUUGGGACCUUUUUAUUGACUGGGGGCUUCUGCAGCGCAACUCUAGGAACCGCUGGUUGAGAGACAAACUCCUAAUACCCUAUAACGGUGUCUACUUUGGAGCCAUUGGCCUGAAUAUCUUGCUGAGAUUUUGCUGGCUGCAAACUGUGCUCAACUUCCAGGUGUCUUUCUUGCAUAGGGAAACUAUGGUCACCAUUGUUGCUUGCCUCGAGAUCAUUCGACGCGGCAUUUGGAACUUCUUCAGGUUGGAGAAUGAGCAUUUGAACAACGUGGGCAAAUACAGGGCCUUCAAAUCAGUGCCUCUACCAUUCAACUAUGAUGAAGAAGAGGACAAAGAUGAGUAGGACGUUAUGUUUUAUAGCCACAGAUAAAGAAAACCGUGGAAAUUGAUAUGCAGAAUUUUGGAACAGAGGAAAGUACAGGAAAAUUCAAAUGGUCAAGAAGUGCCACCUCUAGAUUUUGCCCCCCCUUUUUUUUUCUUUUGAGUAAUAAUAUUCUUUUAUUUCUUGUUCUCUCU
This is a messenger RNA of Morus notabilis, 2646 nucleotides long. RefSeq names its product phosphate transporter PHO1 homolog 3. The coding region runs from base 89 to 2473 and encodes 794 amino acids. The transcript is spliced from 13 exons. NCBI's taxonomy places the organism in Eukaryota, Viridiplantae, Streptophyta, Magnoliopsida, Rosales, Moraceae. The record is from RefSeq and is a predicted model, not a curated record. Gene Ontology annotation, biological process: phosphate ion transport; cellular response to phosphate starvation. Gene Ontology annotation, cellular component: trans-Golgi network; plasma membrane; Golgi apparatus. Gene Ontology annotation, molecular function: inositol hexakisphosphate binding.